Molecule: messenger RNA, 1740 nt
Organism: Teleopsis dalmanni
Lineage: Eukaryota; Metazoa; Arthropoda; Insecta; Diptera; Diopsidae
Product: probable cationic amino acid transporter
Exons: 6
Coding region: 1-1740 (579 amino acids)
Biological process (GO): amino acid transport
Cellular component (GO): plasma membrane
Molecular function (GO): amino acid transmembrane transporter activity
Source: RefSeq, a predicted model, not a curated record
AUGGGAAGCGGCGGUAAAGUCGGCAAAACACCACAUACAAUGAACAACCAACAGUUCGCUCCUUACCAGCGAAGAACUGCAAACAGUGCUCAUAGAGGUAGAAGCCCUGCUAAAUUCUCGUCCACUCAGUCCAUUGAGUCAAGACCCAAACGACAAAGAGGCGCUAACACCAGCACACCUGUUGAUAGGAGGUACUCUCCACACGCUGCCGCAAGAAUCCGCGCAAGGCGUCUCCGACAACAAAUUGAGCACUUUGAAACGUUGGCGUCUGUUAUGCGAGCUCAAAUGGAGGUUUUGGCAGGUCUGGUCGAAAGAUUACAUCCUACAGCUGCAUCCCAAGAACAAGUGGGUGUUCGAGCAGCCGAAUCUCGCAGUCGGCCGACUAGUCGUCGUCCAAGAAGACAACCUUCCCUCUCACCAGUAGAAGCUCGGAAGGAUGGAAGCCUUCCUUAUGAUCAUAUUAACUCUGGUGCUGCGUUAGUGCAAAUGUGGUCCUAUGUUGCAGCGCCAAAAUGCCGGGUAAUUGUAGCAAUAGGAGCAACAGCUGGAUUGUCGGUUGCCAUGUUUGGAUCAAUGUUUCCUAUGCCACGUGUUAUAUAUGCUAUGGCGCAGGAUGGACUUAUUUUGAAACAACUGUCUCAUCUUUGGCAGCGUACUAAUGUUCCUGGCUUAGCAACAAUAUGCAGUGGUAUUGCCGCAGCUGUUGUGGCUUUAACAGUACGUUUAGAAAUUUUAGUUGAAAUGAUGUCCAUUGGCACAUUGUUAGCUUAUACAUUAGUUUCCACUUGUGUACUGGUGUUAAGAUAUCAACCACAUAGUACUUCUCUUGUUGAACUUUUACCAGCACAAUUAAGAAUACCAUUGACACCUGGUGCUGCAUCAAACCCAAAUGCUACAACAGCUGAAGUCUUACAUACCAAUAAGUUAACCAUAAAACGUGUUACUCGUGGUAUAUCAGAUUCCGACGAUUCUUUUAUUGAUGAUAGUCCAGAGGGUUAUUUGGGACGUGAUGAUCAAUUUUUAGUAUCUGAUCGUUCUGAAAACAAAUUUUAUGGAAGUGUACAUGGAGCGCCACCAGGACCUACUGGCCAAGCUACUGCUUUUGAUACAAUGGGAUUCAAUUUCUUAACUAGAAAACUUAGCGAAUACACUUACCUUUGUCCAGGAUUUUUCCCUUGGAUUAAUCCAGGUCAAGCUACAGCAGACAGUGGCAUGUACGUUACUAAACUUGUUGGUAUUAUGUUUAGUCUAAUAUUUUUAUUGGAUCUAUUCGCGGCUAUUGGUUGGUCUGGCGGAUUAGCUGCAACAUUUUAUUUUUUAAUAAUUAUCGGCAUUUUUGUGAUACUACUAAUUAUAUCGAGGCAACCACAAAACAGAUAUGCACUCGCAUUUCUAACGCCAGGACUUCCAUUUAUUCCAGCAAUUGCUAUUACUGUUAAUAUUUAUUUAAUAUUUAAAUUAAGCAUAUUAACAUUAGUUAGAUUUACAUUCUGGAUGACGUUAGGAUUUAUAAUGUACUUUUAUUACGGCAUUACGCACAGCACUCUAGAGCAAACUACAGAUGAAAUUGAACUUCAUAUAGAUAAAGAUUACAGCAAAAAUCUUGAAGAAAAGGCUGUAUGGGAUGAACAAUCAUACAUAUCCCAAAGCACCGAACCAGUAUGGGUUGGUAAAGAAGCAAAACAUUCCACAAGUAAGUGCCUAAUUCAAAUACAAUUACAUGUUACUUUUAAUCCGUAA